Messenger RNA from Paracoccidioides brasiliensis Pb18, 417 nucleotides. RefSeq lists its product as uncharacterized. The record is from RefSeq and is a predicted model, not a curated record. Bases 1 to 417 code for a protein of 138 amino acids. The transcript has 2 exons.
AUGUUCCCUCCAGAGCUGCCUGGACCAGACCUCCGAAAAAUAUGCUCAGCUUGGAUAGAAAGUAGGGCUGAUCACCAAUUGUUGGCCACUCCUGCCCGAGCACGCGGAGCUAACAUCUCCACCAGACCCCUCCUCGACCUUAUCAAAAUAGCAUUUGAGCCCAUCGUCCAUGACAUCUGUGACUGGGACAAGGAAACUGUGACUGGGAUAUUGGAAGAGAUGCAUUUCAAUUUUCGGAGCAGUUAUUUGAAAAGUAAAAACCACAUCGUCGCCGGUCGCACGUCUCAGUCUUGCAGCAGAUUAAGCCCAUCAAAUGGGCAGAUGUUGAUGAAAUCGUCACGCCUCCUUGCCUCUCAAGGGAAGGCCCUGGGCCAGCUCUGGUGGACAAAGGAUCCAUUUCACAAUAUCACGAACUAA